GUCGCAUUGUGACCGUCUUGACACAACAACGACUGGCGCUUGCUCCUGGGGCUGUCAGUCAGCAGUAUCGUCUUCGUCCAACAUGAAGAAAUGUGUGUUUUUAAUGGCGCCAUGGCACCAACUCGAGUAACUGUACAGGUAGUACAUGUCUCAGGCUGUGCACUGACUCCGGAUGACCCUGCCACGUGUUCACGAGAGCCCUGUACGAGCCUCGUUAGCGAGUUAGCUUCAGCAAGCUAACAACAACCGCUUCAGCGUCUCCGUUGUGAUGGACGAGGAUUUGUUGCUCGCUAUUCGGCUCCAGGAGCAGUUCGACAAUGAAUACGAAGCACCGUCGUAUCCGUCCAACAGCUUUGAGGAUCACGGCCUCGGACACAGUAGUAAGAAACGGAAAGUGGAGCGAGCUGGAGGAGGCAGCGCGGCGGUCCCUUACUGGAAGCCGACCGCCGAGCCCGACAGGCCGCUGUCCAUCGUGGACGCGUCCUGGGAGACGCUGGACCCCAGCCCCGAUGUCCGAGCCAUGUUUUUGGAGUUCAACGACGUAUUCUUCUCUGGGCAACUCCUCGGUGUCGAGGUCAAGUGGAGCCCGAGAAUGACUCUGUGUGCUGGUGUGUGCUCCUAUGAGGGCCGAGGUGGUCUGUGCUCAAUCAGACUCAGUGAGCCCCUGCUGAAGCUCAGGCCAAGAAAAGAUCUGGUAGAGACCCUCCUUCAUGAAAUGAUUCACGCGCUGCUGUUUGUGACCCAGAACAACAGAGACCGAGACGGUCACGGCCCCGAGUUCUGCAAACACAUGAACCGGAUCAAUGAUGCCAGUGGGACAAAGAUUUCUGUCUACCACAGUUUCCACGAUGAGGUUGAUGUGUACCGGCAACACUGGUGGAAAUGCGACGGCCCCUGUCAAAACCGCAAGCCCUAUUUGGGGUUUGUGAAGAGGGCCAUGAACCGGGCUCCAUCUGCUCAGGAUCCCUGGUGGGCGGACCACAAGAGGACGUGCGGAGGGACCUACACCAAGGUCAAAGAGCCCGAAGGAUAUUGCAAAAAAGGCAAGAAGGAUGGUAAAAAGAAUGGGAAGACCUCCGAGAUGAAGUCCUCGGGAAAAGAAAAGCCGUCAAUUACAUCCACAGGCUCUGGAUCACAGGACAUAUGGAACACAAUUCCAUUUAGUGGCAAAGGCUUCGUGCUCGGAGGGAAGUCACAGUCGUCCACGUCUUCCUCCCCAUCGCAAACACCGGUAGUACCUUAUUCUCCGAAGAAACUCUUCACCCCUCCGUCUCCGACUAAAAGUCUCGGUUCUCCUGUUCGCUCCGGUCUUGAUAACAAAGGACUCUCUAGGACCUCCACGGGGCUGAAGCCCCCUAUAAAGAGGUCCGUCGCUAACAUUAGAGCUUUUGUCAACAUGAACGGCUCGCCCGUGAGAAUCCCCAAACCCCACAGCAGCCGCCAUAGCCACGGAGCAGAUCCAGUCAAACAGAAGUCCAUUGAAGAGCUUUUCAACAGCCAAAGCAUCGGGAGGCCAGCGGGUCAAUCCUCCACCUCAAACACAGACAAUAAGCGAGAUUCUUUGACGUCGCUGAACAGUACUGCAUCCUCCAUCUUCCCCAAACAGCGAGAUAACUAUUCAGCUUCCACUUCCACACCAUCUAAGCCUAGUCCUAGUAAAUCCAGCCAUUCUGUAGUCUCAACAAAAACCAAAGGCAGCCCUGCUAAACCAACACAGUCCAAGUAUUUUAGCCAUUCCAAUAGUGACGGCACAUCAGCUUCUGGUGCAGGUCAGGCAUCGAGGAAGAGGCCGUGGGACGACCACAGGAGCUCCCCCAGCAUCACUGACUUCUUCCAGAAGACAUUGGGCAGCGAUUCAGCAGCAUCGAGCGAGUCGAUAAAGACCAAAUCGCCCGCAAUGCAGCCAAGAACAGCCGCGGCCUCCUCAUCCUCAUCUUCCUCUUCCCCCCAUUCCUCUGCGGGGCUUCAUAGUUUCACCCGCCCCUCAUCUUCCUCGCCUUCCUCCUCUGCACUGACGGUCAGCUGUCCAGUAUGCCAAGCUGAAGUGCAGGAGUCAAAGAUCAACGGGCAUCUGGAUUCCUGCCUCUCCUGAGUGAGGAGGAGCCGAUCGAGACAGUGAGGAGGGUUGUUCCACUCCAACCAACGUUAAAAACAUCCGGAGAGGUUUCAGGGAGCUUUCAGGGUUUUUAUCUUUUGUUGAACCAAUCUCCUUUUGGCUUUCUCAACUUUUGAGAUGUUGGAUAUUCAGUGGAAUGGUUUCACUUUUGUUAUGAAACGUGUGGUUAGACAAAGUUUUUACUCCCAGGCUGGAUAAUUUUUAUUCUUUGUGGUUCUUCUCUCACGAGUGCCUGUCUGACAGUUUGUGCCUUAGCGUUCCAAGGGCGACACGUUUUCUUAACAGAUGAGGUGAGUGAAGGGAUUUUAGUUGAAUUAAUGGCGUCCUUUUCGUCAGGCAAAACGAAACAAACAAACAACAUUCUGUCUGGUGGCGAGUACACGUUUGUGUACCAGAAACUGAUUGUUUUAAUGAUGUUGAAUAGUUAACAUGUUCAUACCAAUCUUCUUUACAUAAAACCUAUUGAAAGACAUAACAGCAACGGAUGAGAGGUAACUUGAUUGACUGUGUGUGUGUGUGUGUGCUCUACAUCUGCUGCCCUUCAGACAGCAGGAGACGCUGAAAGACCUCUGCAGAUCUUUGGGAAUCAGAUUUCCAUCUCGCCAGCUAUUUUCUGCACACGGUGGCAUUUACACUGCGGGGUCAGGCAGCACACGGGCAUCUGAUAGUGCUGAGUCAUUCAUUAAUACCUGAGCAUGGUGACAUGCUUUUUUUGAUUUUUUUAAUUCUAUUUUUAGGGAAAGGAAUAAAGUACAAAAUGCUAAUUUUACUGCUCCAACAUUUUAGAAUUGUUUCUGUAUGUUCCACAUUUACAUGUAUGGUUUUAAGUAAAUUGUUAAAUAUGUUUAAAUUUCAUUGCCAAAAUAAAUUUUUUAUACUAA
This is a messenger RNA of Cyclopterus lumpus (lumpfish), 2997 nucleotides long. It is a transcript of the gene sprtn, whose product is annotated as sprT-like domain-containing protein Spartan. The record is from RefSeq and is a predicted model, not a curated record. Gene Ontology annotation, cellular component: nucleus. The coding region runs from base 269 to 2092 and encodes 607 amino acids. The transcript has 5 exons. Gene Ontology annotation, biological process: DNA repair. Gene Ontology annotation, molecular function: polyubiquitin modification-dependent protein binding; metalloendopeptidase activity; single-stranded DNA binding. Lineage: Eukaryota; Metazoa; Chordata; Actinopteri; Perciformes; Cyclopteridae.